AUGGCUGUUUUCUUCGUUCUGAUCCAUCUUAUCCGGACCGGGUGGCAGUUCUUCCAAAGUCUCAUUAGGAAAGGAAAUUCUAUUGAUAGGAAGCUGGCGGGGUCAGAUAAAAGCCGUGGUCCCUUUGUAGGGAACCAGCAGGAAGAAGCUUUUUGCCCCAUUUGCCGAGAGACCCUGAGGGAGAGGGUGAGCACUGACUGUGGACACCUCUUUUGUCAAGCAUGCCUGGUACAACACGCAAAGACCUCUGCCUCCCAACUGUACUGUCCUACAUGCCGGAAGCCCUGUUCUGAGGGAGUUCUGGGGACAGGCUAUGUCUGUCAGAGUCACCAGAAGAGGUUGCUCUAUUUUUGUGAGGAGAGUAGUCUUCUUCUGUGUGAAGAAUGUGAGAAGUCUACUGACCAUAAGUCUCACAAUGAGCCGACCAUUGACAAAGCCAUGCGUCACUACAAGAGACGGCUCAAAGGCAUGAUCAAGAAGUUUAAAAAGGUCAUCAGAAAAUCUGAAGACAGUACUCUGGAAGAAAAGAAUGAGAAGUUUCAGGCCCUGCAGGUACAUAGUAGCUCUCAUAGAUUAGAGACUGAACUGGAGAGCCAGAACCAAACCGGGAGACAGCUUGAUGACCAUCUUCAGCAGCAGCAGGAUCAGAUGGAGGACAUCCUUGACAGAGCCAAAAUCGUUAUUACUGAUUUGGAGAAGAUGGUAAAGGAACUGGACGCCAGCAAGCUAAAGGAUGUGAAGGAAUUAUUGAAUAGGUAUGAACCAUUUCCCUUUUCUUCCCACAUAUAUACAUACCUGAAGACCCACAAAAACACAGAUAUGUAG
Sorex araneus (European shrew) is the source of this 825-nucleotide messenger RNA. It is a transcript of the gene TRIM40, whose product is annotated as tripartite motif containing 40. The record is from RefSeq and is a predicted model, not a curated record. Gene Ontology annotation, molecular function: zinc ion binding. The transcript is spliced from 4 exons. Bases 1 to 825 code for a protein of 274 amino acids. Lineage: Eukaryota; Metazoa; Chordata; Mammalia; Eulipotyphla; Soricidae.